Messenger RNA from Nicotiana attenuata, 900 nucleotides. Its product is annotated as 60S ribosomal protein L13a-4. Gene Ontology annotation, molecular function: mRNA binding; structural constituent of ribosome. Gene Ontology annotation, biological process: translation; negative regulation of translation. The transcript is spliced from 4 exons. The record is from RefSeq and is a predicted model, not a curated record. Lineage: Eukaryota; Viridiplantae; Streptophyta; Magnoliopsida; Solanales; Solanaceae. The coding region runs from base 106 to 726 and encodes 206 amino acids. Gene Ontology annotation, cellular component: ribosome; cytosolic large ribosomal subunit.
UGACACUCUCUUCAAACCCUAGCAGCAGCUCUGUGUAGCAGACGUUUGAGCUCGAUCGAGAGAGAGAGAGAGAGAGCGUGAGAGAGAGAGAAAGAGAGGGAAAAAAUGGUAUCAGGAUCAGGAAUCUCAGCAAGGAGGAUAGUGGUGGACGCGCGCCACCACAUGCUUGGAAGGCUAUCCUCAAUCUUAGCCAAGGAAUUGUUGAACGGACAAAAAGUAGUAGUUGUUAGGUGUGAAGAAAUUUGCUUAAGUGGUGGACUCGUUAGGCAGAAAAUGAAGUACCUUAGGUUUUUACGUAAGAGGAUGAACACUAAACCUUCUCAUGGUCCGAUUCACUUUCGUGCUCCUUCUAAAAUCCUCUGGCGUACUAUUCGUGGGAUGAUUCCCCACAAAACUAAGCGUGGAGCCGCCGCACUUGCCCGUUUGAAGGUUUACGAGGGUGUUCCACCCCCAUAUGACAAGAUCAAGAGGAUGGUCAUUCCUGAUGCUCUCAAGGUAUUGAGGCUCCAGGCUGGACAUAAAUACUGCCUCUUGGGCAAGCUUUCGUCCGAGGUUGGAUGGAACCAUUAUGAUACUAUCAAGGAACUUGAGAACAAGAGAAAGGAAAGAGCUCAAGUAGCAUAUGAGAGGAGAAAGCAGUUAGCAAAACUUAGGGUUAAGGCCGAGAAGGCUGCCGAGGAGAAGCUUGGUCCUCAACUCGCCAUUAUUGCUCCGAUCAAGUACUGAAGUCUAAAUAUAGCUGUUUGAAUUACAAUUUUGCUGGAGAUUGAUGUUUUGGUUUAAUUUGUUCCUUCUUAGGACACUGUUUUCAGUUUUAACAAUAUUUUUCAUUGAGCAGACAUUUGUGUUUCCUCUAUUAUCAUAUAUUUUGCUACUUAAAGUUAUGGAAGUUUUUGUGAA